GGAAGGACCGGGUGCUGGAUAGGCGAAUUCCACGGCUUCGGGGAGCUGCCCCGGCGUGGACCCACGAGCGUCCCGGCGUGCUCCGCGCCCUCCCGCAAUUAUUUCCGGGGCGAGAGCCGGGCACUGUGGCGGUGGUGGCGGCGGCGGCCCGGCGAGGAGCUGGGCGGCCUGCGGCCGGAGGCCCGAGGCCCAGCGCAGAACAACCGGGAAGGAACGCCUGUCCCCUGGCCGCCUGCCACCGCGAUGUCCGAGCUCAGUGACGAAGCCAGCGAGCCGGAGCUCCUGAACCGCAGCCUGUCCAUGUGGCACGGGCCGGGCACACAGCUCAGCCGGGACCUGGACGUGCCCCUGGACCUUCACACAGCCGCGUCCAUCGGCCAGUACGAGGUGGUGAAGGAGUGCGUGCAGCGCAGAGAGCUCGAUUUGAAUAAGAAGAAUGGGGGUGGCUGGACCCCGCUGAUGUACGCCUCCUACAUUGGACACGACACCAUCGUGCACCUGCUGCUCGAGGCGGGGGUGAGCGUGAACGUGCCAACCCCAGAAGGGCAGACCCCCCUGAUGCUGGCCUCCAGCUGCGGCAACGAGAGCAUCGCCUACUUUCUCCUCCAGCAAGGCGCCGAGCUGGAGAUGCGGGACCUCCACGGCUGGACGGCCCUCUUCCACUGCACCAGUGCCGGCCACCAGCAGAUGGUCAGGUUCCUCCUGGACAGCGGUGCUGAUGCCAACGCGAGGGAGCCGCUGUAUGGAUUUACGCCUCUGAUGGAAGCGGCUGUGGCCGGCCACGAGAUCAUUGUGCAGUGCUUUCUGAAUCACGGCGUCAAAGUGGACAUGAGGGACCACAGUGGAGCCACAGCUCGGAUGCUGGCCAGGCAGUACGGACACAUGAAGAUCGUGGCCCUGAUGGACACUCACUCGCCCUCGCUGCCCAAGGGCCUCUACCGGAGCCCAGAAAAAUACGAAGACCUAAGCUCUUCGGAUGAAUCCUGCCCUGUUCCUCAGAGACAGAGGCCCUGUCGGAAGAAGGGCUUGAGCAUCCACGAGGGGCCGCAAGCCCUGGCCAGGAUCACAGCCAUCGGCCUGGGAGGCAAGGCCGCACAGCCUGGCCACGAGCAGGUACCUCCCCGGGGCUACGUCACCUUCAGCAGCAGUGAUGAGAACCCCCUGGAAGGGGGGGGCCUCUGCCACCGGGACGUCACCUCGCCCAUCAACGACCGGGAUGUGGAGAGCAGCAGCAGCAGCAGUCGAGAGGAGCAUGCGUCCUGCACCCAGCCUGGGGCCGUCUGGAGCAGCAGCAGGGAGGGCCUGGCCAGGGCCCAGGGACUCAGCAGCGAAGCCUCUCUGGAGAGCAAUGAGGAUUCGGAUCAUGUGCGUAAAAGCUCAGUUCGCAAACAAACUAAAAGCUAUGUGAAGACCAAGACCCGUUCCAGCAACAGUGACAGCCAGUGGCCUCCCAGCACUGAGGCUCCCGGGGCAGCCUGUUCCCCCGGAUCUCCCCCCCACAUUGAGAGGUCCCCUUACUCCGGGCCUCCGGACCUUGCUACGCUGCUGGAGCAGAUUGGGUGUCUCAAGUACCUGCGAGUGUUCGAGGAGCAGGAUGUAGACCUCCGCAUUUUCCUGACCCUCACCGAGAGCGACCUGAAGGAAAUCGGCAUCACGCUGUUUGGGCCAAAGCGGAAGAUGACCUCUGCCAUCGCCCGCUGGCACAGCAGUGCCCGCCCCCCCAGUGAUGCCCUGGAGCUGGCCUACGCCGACCGGCUAGAGGCCGAGAUGCAGGAGCUUGCCAUCCAGCUGCACAGACGCUGUGAGGAAGUGGAGGCCAUGCGGGGCCAGGUGUCCCAGGAACAGGAGCUGCGAGCCGUGGUGGAGAGCUGCCUGCUGGAGCAGGACAGCGCCCGCAAGGACUUGCACACCCAGCUGCAGGAGACCUGGGCCCUGGCCCAGGACGCCGCCCUUGUCCUAGACCAGCUGCGGGCCUGCCAAGCUGAGCUGUCAGCCCGAGUCAGGCAGGACCUGUCCCCUGACAUGGCCACCCUGGGCCCAGCCCUGCCCCUGGCUGGUAAGGAGAACAGAAAACAGGAAGCCUGGAGGCCAGGUUUCAUCCAGAGGGCUCAGCAUGGUCCUAACAUUGGCUCCACCAUCCCAGGUCCCUGUGCGGGGGGCGGCUGUGUGGGGUACCCAAGCCCUAUGGUGAGAGGUGUGGCCACGACAGCUUCAGAAGGCCCUUGUGUUGAGGCCAAUUCAGGCCUCGUGACAUCUGCAGUCUCCAGCAGGUCGGGCUGGAGCCACCUCACACCUAUCCUGGGCUUCACACCUGACCAGUCAAUGCUUUGCUCAGCAGGCCCCACAGGCUGGCAGGCGGCCCUGCAGGCCAUGAGCCUUCCUGAGCUGUCAGGAGCCCUGGAGGACCGCGUCCAUGAGCUGGGGCGCACACUGUGCUCAGUGACCCAGAGCCUGGAGAAGCUGCAGGUGCUGAACGGGAAGGAGACGUGGCGGGAGCCCUAGCAGGAGCGUGGAACCUGACGUCGGGUGACUAAUCCACCCUGAAGUUGUGCCAGGAAGCCAACAGGGCAGCACACAGACGGCUGUAGCAGCCCGGGCCCAGGUGGGGCCGGAGGAUCGGGCCCCAGGGAGCAGCCGGCACAGAGGCAGACGGAGGCUAUGGCUCAGGCCAGCACCAAGGCAGGGCAAAGGCCUCUUGCCCAGAGUCUGGCCACAAGGGCAAGAGGGGCCUCCCUGGCCCAGACCAGGGAGGGCCUUCGGGAAAGAGCGUGUCCCCACACGCAAGCAGUGCAUUGAGGUUUGACCUCGGGUGAGGACCUCGGUGCCUGAAAAAUGUCAGCUGUUGGAAAAUAAAACAGAAUCAGCUGGUGAGGGGC
Tupaia belangeri chinensis (Chinese tree shrew) is the source of this 2876-nucleotide messenger RNA. It is a transcript of the gene ANKS3, whose product is annotated as ankyrin repeat and sterile alpha motif domain containing 3. Gene Ontology annotation, molecular function: protein binding. The transcript is spliced from 17 exons. The record is from RefSeq and is a predicted model, not a curated record. Gene Ontology annotation, cellular component: cilium. NCBI's taxonomy places the organism in Eukaryota, Metazoa, Chordata, Mammalia, Scandentia, Tupaiidae. Bases 244 to 2502 code for a protein of 752 amino acids.